Messenger RNA from Rhinocladiella mackenziei CBS 650.93, 360 nucleotides. RefSeq lists its product as uncharacterized. The record is from RefSeq and is a predicted model, not a curated record. The transcript is spliced from 2 exons. NCBI's taxonomy places the organism in Eukaryota, Fungi, Ascomycota, Eurotiomycetes, Chaetothyriales, Herpotrichiellaceae. The coding region runs from base 1 to 360 and encodes 119 amino acids.
AUGGCAGGCAAAGUUGAGGUUUCCGAAGUUGCCUGGAGAGCUGGUGUGGCAUCCGGAAUCGACCAAAGAACUCAUCGAAAGAAAAGGAUGCUCUACAGGCAAAUCUCCCAAAAAAUGGGGAAUUUCAAGUGCGACGUCUCUUCCCCGAAAAGCAUUACCUCGGCCUACGCACCAGCAAAAGAAACCUUUACCUGGAUCGAUUAUUCUGUCCAAUGUGCCGGUAUCAUCGUCUUUGGCGCACCCAGCGUCAACUGCUUCGUUGAAGACUUCGACAAGCAGUACGCCAUCAAGAUCAUGCGCUCCCCACCACUCGACUCCAAAGCAUACCCCGAGGCUCAGAUUCCGGCAGGGCGUGCCUAA